Molecule: messenger RNA, 3234 nt
Organism: Durio zibethinus
Lineage: Eukaryota; Viridiplantae; Streptophyta; Magnoliopsida; Malvales; Malvaceae
Product: long chain acyl-CoA synthetase 9, chloroplastic-like
Cellular component (GO): endoplasmic reticulum; membrane
Molecular function (GO): long-chain fatty acid-CoA ligase activity
Source: RefSeq, a predicted model, not a curated record
CAAAUGAAACUUGAACACGAAAGUUUCAAGACUUCCAGACUUAUCGCAAAGACAUCUUGUUUGGUUUUAUUGGCAAGAAAUUUCUCAUCAUAUAAAACCAUAUGUUCGUACUAUUAUUUGGUCCCCUACCAUGUGAAUUCUGAUAUAUAUGUUUGGGUGAGAAAUCGAACAUUGAUUCGAAAGGAGGAAGUUUUCACGGCAGAUGAGCCACAGCCGCAUAUACCACACAGUAAUCUGAAACUCAUCUGCUAUUUGUUUGGUCUCAAGCAAGACACUGUUUCAUUUUCUUUUGUUUUUUUCUAUCUAUUCCUGACAAGUUCUUCUGACUCCCGCUCAAUCAAAAUUUAAGCCACAACUAACAAAAGAACAAAGAGAGAGAGAGAAAAAAAAGACUGAACAUAAAAAACAACAACUCUUUUCAGAGUAAACUACUUCUGAAAUUCCAACUUCUUUCAUUCUCGAUCUUUCAGCCCCAAUUUAACUACCCUUUCGUUUUACACAUAAAUACGUCCUCUUUUUGAUCUCUUACUUGUUAUUAGAAGGAAAGCUGAAAGUCCGCUUUUGUUGAACCCCCCGUUGUUUUGGUUUUCUUCUGAUGCUGAUCAUUUGAGUUUGGUCCCUUUCCUUUUCCAAAUAUUUCAGCUUCAGCUUCGAGAUUUUGAAGGAGAGCUGUAAGAGGUAGAUACUGGCGGGGGCACAAAAUCCUAUAAAAAUGAGUGGUUAUAUUGUUGGUGCGCUUGUCCCAAUUGUUUUGACACUUCUCCUUCGAAAUUCAAAGAAGGUGAAGAAGCGAGGAGUGCCAGCCGAUGUUGGUGGGGAACCUGGGUAUGCAAUCCGAAACAGUCAAUUUGCAUCCCCUGUUGAAACAGCAUGGGAGGGUAUAUCUACUCUUGCAGAACUUUUUGAGCAGGCAUGUAAGCAACAUUCCGAUAAACCCUUGCUUGGAACCAGGAAACUCAUUUCAAGGGAGGUUGAAGUGACUGAAGAUGGAAGAUCCUUUGAGAAGCUUCAUUUAGGAGAAUAUGAAUGGUUGACAUAUGGGAAAGCAUUUGAAGCUGUGUGCAAUUUUGCUUCUGGACUGGUUCAACUUGGUCAUAGAAGGGAAGAACGUGUGGCAAUUUUUGCUGAUACAAGAGAGGAAUGGUUCAUAGCACUGCAGGCCUGCUUUAGGCGCAAUGUCACUGUGGUGACAAUAUAUGCAUCUUUAGGGGAGGAGGCUUUAUGUCACUCAUUAAAUGAGACUGAAGUUACAACAGUGAUUUGUGGGGACAAAGAACUAAAAAAGCUUGUCAAUAUUUGUGGGCAACUUGACACUGUCAAACGUGUGAUCUGUAUGGACGAUGAGAUUCCAACUGUUGCAAGUGGUAGAUGGACAAUCACUUCUUUUGCUGAUGUCGAGAGAGUCGGCCGUGAAAAUCCUGUUGAUGCUAAUUUACCUCUAUCAGCUGAUGUUGCAGUUAUAAUGUAUACUAGUGGAAGUACUGGGUUGCCUAAGGGUGUGAUGAUGUCACAUGGCAAUCUACUAGCAACUGUUUCUGCGGUCAUGACAAUUGUUCCUGGACUUGGAAGCAAGGAUGUUUAUCUUGCAUAUCUACCCCUUGCUCAUAUUCUUGAAUUAGCAGCUGAGAAUUUAAUUCCUGCUGUUGGAGGUGUCAUAGGAUAUGGAACCCCUUUGACUCUAACUGAUACAUCUAGCAAGAUAAAAGCAGGAACAAAGGGGGAUGCCACUGUGUUAAGUCCAACUGUGAUGGCAGCUGUCCCAGCAAUUCUUGAUCGUGUUCGAGAUGGAGUGCGAAAGAAGGUAGAUUCUAAGGGUGGACUAUCCAAGAAAUUGUUUGACUUGGCUUAUUCCCGUAGAUUAUCUGCAAUAAAUGGUAGUUGGUUUGGUGCCUGGGGCCUGGAAAAGUUUCUGUGGGACUUUCUUGUCUUUAAAAAGGUCCGAGCAAUUCUAGGUGGUCGCAUUCGAUUUCUGCUAUCUGGUGGUGCUCCUCUAUCUGCAGAUACUCAGAGAUUUAUCAACAUCUGCCUUGGUGCUCCAAUUGGCCAAGGAUAUGGUCUAACUGAGACUUGUGCUGGUGCCACCUUCUCUGAGGUUGAUGAUACAUCUGUUGGUCGUGUUGGUUCUCCGCUUCCUUGCUCCUUUAUUAAGUUAGUAGAUUGGCCUGAAGGUGGAUAUUUAACUAGUGAUUCACCAAUGCCUCGUGGAGAAAUAGUGGUUGGUGGUCCGAGUGUAACACUUGGAUACUUUAAAAAUGAAGAAAAAACAAAAGAAGUGUACAAGGUUGAUGAGAGAGGAAUGAGGUGGUUCUAUACAGGUGACAUAGGACAGUUUCAUGCUGAUGGUUGCCUUGAGAUAAUUGACCGUAAAAAGGACAUAGUCAAAAUUCAGCAUGGGGAAUAUGUCUCUUUAGGAAAGGUUGAGGCUGCUCUCAGCAUCAGUCCCUAUGUCGACAACAUUAUGUUGCAUGCUGAUCCAUUCCAUAGUUACUGUGUGGCUCUUGUAGUGGCUUCCCAGCAUGCAGUGGAAGAGUGGGCUUCAAAGAAAGGAGUUGCUUUUACUGAUUUUGCAGACUUGUGUCAGAAAGAAGAAACCAUCAAGGAAAUACAUUCGUCUCUCGUUCAGAUUGCCAAGAAGUCACGAUUGGAGAAGUUUGAGAUUCCUGCAAAAAUCAAAUUGCAUUCUACUCCUUGGACUCCAGAAUCUGGCCUUGUCACUGCAGCUCUCAAGAUCAAGAGAGAGGCCAUUAGAAAAGCUUUCUCCGAAGACCUGGCUAAGUUAUAUACGUAAUAUUUUUAAGACUUGAUGCUUUUACUGGUGACUUUGCCAAUCUUGAUGAAUGGGAAGACUAGUUCACCAUGAUAUGAUGAAACCUAGACUUUCUCAUUCCUUCUGUCUUAUAAUUUUUUCAUUUUUAAUUCAUGUUUUGUUCCAAAGAAACUAUAAAAACACUGUUUUUUGAUUGUCUUCAGGCAGGGUUAUUAGAUACAAAUCUCUUCUCUUGGUUAACCUGUUACUCUUUCGAAUAAAUGUGAAGGCUUCGGCCAAAAAGACAUAAGUUGCAAAUAUCUGAUUAGGCUGAGUUCUUCUCUUUGUCUGAAUUGCAUUCUAAUGUUGUGGGGGUACAUUAAGAGAUCUAAGCUUAAUGAAAACUGAAAUUGUAAUCAUGUUAUGUAAUAAUGAAGAAUAGAUUUUGCUUAGUUUAGGAGGAAAGGGGAACAUAAGUAAUGAGUAGG